Messenger RNA from Melanotaenia boesemani (Boeseman's rainbowfish), 986 nucleotides. Its product is annotated as DEP domain-containing mTOR-interacting protein-like. NCBI's taxonomy places the organism in Eukaryota, Metazoa, Chordata, Actinopteri, Atheriniformes, Melanotaeniidae. Bases 215 to 700 code for a protein of 161 amino acids. Gene Ontology annotation, molecular function: protein binding. The transcript has 5 exons. The record is from RefSeq and is a predicted model, not a curated record.
GAUCUGUAAACACACAGAGCUUUAACUGACAGCAGAACCUGAUGAGGAAAACUUUGGUAGCUGUUGUGAAGCCUGUGCAAAGAGCUGCUAGAAACUAAGGAUCUAUCAUCACUGUUUUCAGUCUGUGCAUAUGAGCUGGUGAAGGUCUACCUCUUCUGGAUUCCUCCUCAAUAACUUAAUUUCUCUGAGCAGUUGAAUGAUCGACUGAACAGAGAUGGGACCUCGUACAACAGACAGUACGUCCAAGGAUGAGAAAAGAGCCUCAGGUGGAAGUUGUGGUGGUCCAGCAAGACCCCGACUGAGAAGCAGCAGUGAUGGAAACAUAUACACCAGGAGAAUGUUUGGUGCCUACAGCUCCUCCUCUUCCUCCUCAGUACUCUCCAACCCCAAAUCAGUCCUGAAGAGACCGGUGAGCACAGAGGAGCUCCAAAAACCCGGAGGCCCCUACAUCAAGAAAACAUUUACAAUUGUGGGUGAUGCAGUGGGCUGGGGUUUUGUGGUCAGAGGAAAACAGCCAUGUCAUAUCCAGGCUGUGGAGCCCUUCGGUCCAGCAGCUGAUGCGGGGAUGAAGGUUCGUCAGUUUGUGGUUUCAGUCAAUGGUCUCAACGUUCUUGAUCUGGACUACCGGACUGUCAGCCACCUGAUUCUAACAGGACCCAGAACUGUAGUGAUGGAGGUGAUGGAGGAGACUGACCACUGAGAAAUGGAAGAAAUGUGGGCGGCUUGAGAGUCAAAUCUCAAAGUGCCAUUUACAGGGUAUAGCUUUUUAAGAAACAGUUACUGUUACACAUCCGGUGCAGUUGAAAUGAUGACAAAGUGGGAAAAAAACAGUAUGAGGAGUCACAUAGGAGGGCUGAAUUAUUUCACUGCAUGAUAAUAUGUGUUGAGUGGUAGCUGCAUACAAUGCUCUGAAGAUAUUUGCAAGUCUUAAUCCCUUAAUGCCUGAAUUUAUUGACAAUAAAAUAAAAAUAAAUAAAUAAAUACAG